This is a messenger RNA of Histoplasma capsulatum G186AR, 471 nucleotides long. RefSeq lists its product as uncharacterized. Lineage: Eukaryota; Fungi; Ascomycota; Eurotiomycetes; Onygenales; Ajellomycetaceae. The coding region runs from base 1 to 471 and encodes 156 amino acids. The record is from RefSeq and is a predicted model, not a curated record. The transcript has a single exon.
AUGCUAAUUGAUUUGGAUCUUGCCAAAGAAGUUGGAAGCGGGCGAAGUGGUGCGCGGCAUCAGACUGGCACAAUGGAGUUCAUGGCAAUUGAAGUGCUGCUCAAUAUCGACCAUACCUAUUGGCAUGAUCUCGAGUCAUUCUUCUAUGUGCUUAUCUGGCAAUGUAUCCGUCGCGGUUGGGAAAAGUUAGAUAAGCUACAGAGGCAGCCCGAAGAAAGCGCGCUAAGAGACUGGUACACUGGGACCUAUCAAAAAAUUGCACGAAGUAAGCGAGGCGACAUGUCUGUGGAUGGGUUUGAGGAUAUCUUAUCCGAGUUUCCUCCAAUAUUUGAGUGUGUCAAGCCUCUUUGUAGAUUCCCAUCCAAGGAUAGAAGAAUUAUCGUUGGUACCCCGCAUGACCCGAAACGCUUAUACAGUCCCAUUAUCAAGGCAUACAACGACGCGAUAUCUUCGAUCAGACAUCAAAAGUGA